This is a messenger RNA of Paramisgurnus dabryanus, 9017 nucleotides long. RefSeq lists its product as uncharacterized. Gene Ontology annotation, biological process: receptor-mediated endocytosis. Gene Ontology annotation, cellular component: plasma membrane; signaling receptor complex; apical plasma membrane. NCBI's taxonomy places the organism in Eukaryota, Metazoa, Chordata, Actinopteri, Cypriniformes, Cobitidae. The record is from RefSeq and is a predicted model, not a curated record. Gene Ontology annotation, molecular function: hormone binding; calcium ion binding; protein binding.
AGGUUAUAAGUCUACUAAAAAUGAGGAAGUACUCCGCAGGUAAAAGGUGGGUCAUUCCCGGCUCCAUCAUGGCGGCUUAUGAACCGUACAUAGUGGCGUUGUUCAAUGAUGUCCUGUCAGUAUGGAAUCGCAAAGAUGGAUCUCGUAUAUCAGGGGUUGCAGUAGAAAGUGGAGUUGUCGGCUUAUCAGUUGCCCUCAGGGAGGUCCAGCAAGAUGAAGUGGUUGAAGUGCGUCCUCCUGAGGUGACUUGUAAAAGCCCCCUGGUUUUGUGUCAGGGAUUUACUGUGUGUAUCAGUCAGUCUCAACUGUGUGACGGUAAAAAGGAUUGUCCAGAUGCGUCAGAUGAAGCUUCCUGCUUGUACACAUGUGUAAAGCCAGGUGACUUUCUGUGUAAGAACCGAAGGAAGUGUUUGGAAAGGAAUUUGGUGUGUGAUGGCCAAUCUCAUUGUCCUGAUGGUUCCGAUGAGAUUGGUUGUCCCACCAUGGCUCCUGCAACCUUAACCGUAGUGCCACUAAAGUGUCGUGUGGGAUCUAAACCCUGUAAAGAUGGAAAAGAUUGUGUCCUGUACAGUCAUGUGUGUGAUGGGGAUAUAGACUGUGAGGAUGGAUCUGAUGAAGCAGACUGUGAAUAUCAGUGUAAACCAGAUCAGUUUCACUGCGCUCAUGGAAGGAUGUGUAUUGACAAAUCACAGGUGUGUGACGGCACACCUCAAUGUCAGGAUCGCUCAGAUGAAAUUGACUGUUUUACUCACUCACACGACUGCAAACACAGGUGUGAUAAUAAAACUCUCUGCAUCCCAGAGAGCUUCCUCUGUGAUGGAGAAAAGGAUUGUGUGGACGCCACUGAUGAAGCUAACUGCACUCAGACUAAUGGUAGAAAUCUAAAUUUGGUGGCGAAGAACAAAGUUGUCUCGACUUUUGCUACUCCACCUCCAUUCUGUAGAAGUCCUUCCAUAAUAUGUCCAGGAACAUCACUGUGCAUUUCUCAGAGUCGCCAAUGUGAUGGGAAGUUAGAUUGCCCGGAUGGUUCUGAUGAAGUUUUGUGCAUAGAUACUUGUGCCAAAAUGGGUGAUUUCCUGUGUAAGGACAGGAGGAAGUGUGUGGAAAGGAAUUUGGUGUGUGACGGCCGAUCUCACUGUCUUGACGGAUCUGAUGAGAUUGCUUGUCACAUCGUGGCUAGUCAAACGUCAACCACAGGGUCAGUAAAGUGUCGUGUGGGAUCUAAACCCUGUAGAAAUGGGAAAGAGUGUGUCCUGUACAGUCAUUUGUGUGAUGGGGAGAUGGACUGUGACGAUGGAUCUGAUGAAGCAGACUGUGAAUAUCAGUGUAAACCAGAUCAGUUUCAGUGUGCUCAUGGGAGGAUGUGUAUUGAUAAAAAGCAGGUGUGUGACGGCACACCUCAGUGUCAGGAUCGCUCUGAUGAAAUGGACUGUUUCACUCACUCGCAUGACUGCAAACACAGGUGUGAUGAUAAAACUCGCUGCAUCCCAGAGAGCUUCCUCUGUGAUGGAGAGAAGGAUUGUGUGGAUGCCACUGAUGAAGCUAACUGCACCGAGACUAACAGUGGAACUCCAAAUUUGGUGACAAUGAACAAAGUUGCCACCACUGUUGCUUCUACACCUCCAUUUUGUAGAAGGCCUUCCAUAAUAUGUCCAGGAACAUCGCUGUGCAUUUCUCAAACUCGCAUGUGUGAUGGGAAGUUAGAUUGUCCGGAUGGUUCUGAUGAAGUUUCAUGCAUGGAUACUUGUGCUAGAAUGGGUGAUUUCCUGUGUAAGGACAGGAGGAAGUGUGUGGAGAAGAAUUUGGUGUGUGAUGGCCAAUCUCACUGUUUUGACGGAUCUGACGAGAGCGCUUGUCACAUCCUGGCUAGUAAAACAUCAACCACAGCAUCAUUAAAGUGUCGUGUGGGAUCUAGACCCUGUAACGAUGGAAAAGAGUGUUUCCUGUACAGUCAUUUGUGUGAUGGAGAGAUGGACUGUAAGGAUGGAUCUGAUGAACAAAACUGUGACCACCAGUGCCAACCAGGGCAGUUCAAGUGCAAUUCUGAUGGAAAGUGCAUUGAAAAGAACCUGGUGUGUGAUGGGACACCUCAUUGCCCGGAUGAGUCUGAUGAAGAAACAUGUCAAAAACCCUCUAAGAGCUGCAGCUUGCUGUGUGACAGGGACACUCACUGUAUUCCCGAAGUCUUCAUUUGCAAUGGGAUUAAGGAUUGUCACGAUGGCACUGAUGAAGCCAACUGUGCUCAGACUAACAGUGGAAAUCUAAAUUUGGUGGCGAUGAACAAAGUUCCCUCGACUGUUGCUUCUCCACCUCCAUUUUGUAGAAGGCCUUCCAUAAUGUGUCCAGGAACAUUGUUGUGCAUUUCUCAGACUCGCCUGUGUGAUGGGAAGUUAGAUUGUCCGGAUGGUUCUGAUGAAGUUUCAUGCAUAGAUACUUGUGCUAGAACAGGUGAUUUCCUGUGUAAGGACAGGAGGAAGUGUGUGGAGAGGAAUUUUGUGUGUGAUGGCCAAUCUCACUGUUUUGAUGGAUCUGAUGAGAUUGCUUGUCACAUUGUGGCUAGUAAAACUUCAACCACAGCAUCUUUAAAGUGUCGUGUGGGAUCUAGACCCUGUAACGAUGGAAAAGAGUGUUUCCUGUACAAUCAUUUGUGUGAUGGAGAGAUGGACUGUAAGGAUGGAUCUGAUGAACAAAACUGUGACCGCCAGUGCCAACCAGGGCAGUUUAAGUGCAUUUCUGAUGGGAGGUGUAUUGAAAAGAACCUGGUGUGUGAUGGGACACCUCAUUGCCUGGAUGAGUCUGAUGAAGAAACAUGUCAAAAACCCUCUAAGAGCUGCAGCUUGCUAUGUGACAGGGACACUCACUGUAUUCCUAAAGUCUUCAUUUGCAAUGGGAUUAAGGAUUGUCAGGAUGGCACUGAUGAAGCCAACUGUGGUUUUUCCUGGACUGCUCAGGUAAGCUGUCAAAGUCCAUCUUUUCUGUGUCCUGGAAUGUCAGUAUGCAUUUCCCAAGCUCAGCUGUGUGAUGGAAGAAGAGAUUGUCCUGAUGGAUCAGAUGAAGCUUCUUGUAUAGAUGCAUGUGCUUCCCCAGGUGACUUUCUGUGUAAGGACAGGAGGAAGUGUGUGAAGAGGAAUUUGGUGUGUGAUGGCCUCUCUCACUGUCUGGAUAGUUCCGAUGAGCUUGGUUGUCCCAUAAUGGCCACUACAACUUCAACUAUUACAUCAUUAAAGUGUCGUGUGGGAUCUAAACCCUGCAAAGAUGAACGAGAGUGUAUCCUGUACAGUCAUGUGUGUGAUGGAGAGAUGGACUGUAGGGAUGGAUCUGAUGAGGAACACUGUGAACUUGAGUGCAAUCCAGGACAGUUUCAGUGUGUUCAGGGGAAGAAAUGUAUUGACUUCAGGCAUGUGUGUGAUGGAAUUCCUCAAUGUCUGGAUCAUUCUGAUGAAGCUGGGUGCUGGAAACCCACCAAGAGCUGCAGCAUGCGUUGCGACAGAAACACGCACUGUAUCCCAGAGGUCUUUAUUUGUAAUGGGCUGAGAGACUGCUGGGAUGGAUCAGAUGAGGCCGACUGUGCCAUGCCUACUCCACCAUCACCCUGCAAAACUCCUUAUGUGGCUUGUCAAGGAACAUCGCUAUGCAUCCUGCAGAGAUAUCUGUGUGAUGGGAGAAAAGAUUGUCCAGAUGGCUCUGAUGAGCGUCCAUGCCUUCGCAACUGCCCAUAUCGCAGUGACUUCCUGUGUAAGGACAGGAGAAAGUGUGUGGAAAAAAAGUUGGUGUGUGAUGGCCGAUCUCAUUGUCUUGAUGGUUCUGAUGAGAUUGGUUGUCCCACCAUAGCUACUACAACCUUAAGGACAGCAUCCUUGAAAUGUCGUGUAGGAUCUAAACCCUGUAAAGAUGGACUGGAAUGUAUUCUGUACUCCCAUGUGUGUGAUGGAGAGAUGGACUGUAAGGAUGGAUCUGAUGAAGCCAAUUGUGAUGUUGAUUGUAAAGAAGGGGAAUUUCAGUGUGCUCAUGGAAAAAAAUGCAUUGAUGAAAAACUAGUCUGUGAUGGCAAACCGCAAUGUCAAGAUUUUUCUGAUGAGAAGGACUGCUUUGUACGAACUAAGAGCUGCAGCCAUCGCUGUGAUGACAAAACCCGCUGCAUCCCAGAGAACUUCCUGUGUGAUGGAGAGAGAGACUGUGUAGAUGGUACAGAUGAGUCUGAUUGCGGGUACCCUACAAAGGUAGUGGAGUGCAAGAGUCCUGCUGUUUUGUGUAGUGGUGGGUCGCUGUGCAUUCCUCACACGAGGCUCUGUGAUGGCAAACGAGACUGUCCUGAUGGGAUUGAUGAAACGUUUUGCUUCGACCGAUGUCCAAACCCAGGUGAUUUCCUGUGUAAGGACAGGAGGAAGUGUGUGGAGAGGAAUUUGGUGUGUGACAGCCAUUCUAACUGUCUUGAUGGUUCUGAUGAGCUUGGUUGUCCCACCAUGGCUACUACAACUUCAAUUAGAGCGCCAUUAAAGUGUCGUAUGGGAUCUAGACCCUGUAAAGAUGAACAAGAGUGUGUCCUGUACAUUCAUGUGUGUGAUGGAGAGAGAGACUGUAAGGAUGGGUCUGAUGAAGCGGACUGUGAAUAUCAAUGUAAACCAGAUCAGUUCCACUGUGCUCAUGGGAGGAUGUGUAUUGACAAAAAACUAGUUUGUGAUGGCACACCACAGUGUCAAGAUCGCUCUGAUGAAAUGGAUUGUUUCACUCCCUCACACGACUGCAAACACCGUUGUGAUGAUAAAACUCGCUGCAUCCCAGAGAGCUUCCUCUGUGAUGGAGAGAAGGAUUGCGUGGACGGUACUGAUGAGGACAACUGUGCUCCUGUUAGUAGCCCUCCCACAGACACACCAACCCUGCCUGUCUGCAAUCCUCCAACAUUAUUGUGUAACGGAACAUCAAAAUGCCUCCUGCAAUUCCAGCUGUGUGAUGGGAAGAUGGACUGCCCUGAUGGAUCUGAUGAGCAUUCUUGCAUUUAUGCAUGUCCAGACUCUGGCCAUUUUCUCUGCAAGGACAGACGGAAGUGUAUUCAGAAAGGCCUUGUGUGUGACGGUUAUCUACACUGCUCCGAUGGCUCUGAUGAGAAUCAGUGUCCCAAUUGUGCUUUGCAUUGUGAUGGUGGAAGGGUGUGUCUAAUGAGGUGGCAAUUCUGUGAUGGGAAACCAGACUGCAGAGAUGGUUCAGAUGAGAAGAACUGCUACGUUAAUCAUGUGGAUGCAAGUUCUUCAUCACCUUUGAAAUGUUCCCUGGGUUCCAAACCAUGUAGAGAUGGAAAAGAAUGUGUCCUGUAUAGCCAUGUGUGUGAUGGAGAAAAAGAUUGCAAAGAUGGAUCCGAUGAGCGUGGCUGUGAGCGUAAAUGUAUAAAAGGCCAGUUCCAAUGUGCUCAUGGUAGGAAGUGUAUAGAUCUGAAGCUUGUUUGUGAUGGGACUCCACAAUGUCAGGACCGAUCUGAUGAAAUAAACUGUGUGAAACUUUCGGAAGAGUGCAGCCAUUCAUGUGACAAUCGCACCCGCUGCAUCCCUGAAACCUUCCUGUGUGAUGGAGAGAAGGACUGUGUGGAUGGAUCUGAUGAAGCUAACUGUGUGGUUGAUCACUGCCCAAGCAAUAAUUUCCUGUGCAGUAAUGGUCAGUGUGUGGCAAUGACCCUCCGCUGUGAUGGAUACCCUGACUGCCGUGAUCACUCGGAUGAGAAGGGCUGUCCUCAACCUCCACAUUGUCCUGCGGAGCAGCGCUGUCCCCACACUCACGAGUGUCUGCUCAAAGAGUGGAUCUGUGAUGGAGAUAAGGACUGCAGUGAUGGGUUUGAUGAGAAUAACUGCAAGGUGACUCCACUGAGGUGUGGGGUGUUCCAGUGGCCAUGUGCAUCUAAAAGUCAAUGUAUAGCCCAAAUUUGGAGGUGUGAUGGCAUAAAAGACUGUGAAGAUGGAAGUGAUGAAUCUGGAUGUGGUCAAGUGAAAUGCCCAACACAUUUGUUUCGUUGUGGAAAUGGAAAAUGUGUGGACCCAGACUUGGUGUGCAACAGGGUACCUGACUGUGCGGACGGUUCUGAUGAGGGUGUGGGGUGUCUGAAGAGCGACUGCUCCAGUAUCAACCCGUCAUGUCAACACUAUUGCAUCAAUACUCCACAUGGACCGAGAUGUGGCUGUAAGACUGGCUUCCGUCGUCAGUCUGAUGGUUUAACCUGCGCUGACAUAGAUGAAUGUAAAGAGAUUCAGCCUGCUGUCUGCAGUCAUAACUGUCUCAAUACUCUGGGCUCCUACCUGUGUCAGUGCCAUCCAGAAUAUAUACUAGAAUCAGAUGGUCGGAGCUGCAAGGCCACAGAGGAGCCCAGUCUUCUGGUCUCUGAGCAAUACGAGCUGUUGUAUUUUGGACUGCGGAGCUUCAGUAUUCAAGCUCUCAUCACACCAGGACGUAAGCCUAUCUUCUCUCUGGACUACGACUGGAGUGAAAAGAAGGUUUACUGGGUCAGUCUGGAAGAGGAGAGCAUCAAAUAUGCUUUCCAUGGAGAAAAGAACAACAUAGGCACAAUUGUUAAAGGGGUGAAAUCAGACUCCAUUGCUAUAGACUGGAUUGGAAAGAACAUUUACUGGGUCGAUGGUGUUGCUGGUCAGAUUCUGGCUGUGAGACUAAGCAGUAGCGUUGUAAAGCCACAAAACUAUAUUGUAGUUCUGGAUGAAGAUUUGGAACAGCCUCGUUCACUUGUGCUUCUGCCACAGAAAGGGAUGAUGUUCUGGUCAGAAAUUGGAGGUGAAGCACAGAUUGAGCGUGCUAGCAUGGAUGGUUCAGACAGGAAGGUGGUGAUCAGUCAUGGUUUGAGCUGGCCUGUCAGCGUCACUGUGGAUACUUUGACUGACAGACUGUAUUGGACCGAUGAGAACCUCAAAUGUAUCGGCUCUGCAACGCUGGAUGGCGAAAACAUGAGCGUUCUACAACUGUCUGAGAUGCCUAGUCCCUUCUCUGUAGCUGUGUUCAAUGACAUGGUUUAUUGGUCUGACACACGUAGAAGGUCCAUUCAAGGGGCAUGCAAACUCACUGGCAAGAAUCGUAAAGUCUUUCUUAAGAGACCUGGUCAACCAUUCGGCCUCAAGGUCGUUCACCCACUUGUACAGCCUAAUGUGAGCAACCCCUGUGAGAGGAUUAAAUGUUCCCACAUAUGUCUGCUCGCUCAAGGGCUUAAAGCUGUGUGCCGCUGUCCAGCAGGACUUCUGGUGUCUGCGGAUGGACUCACCUGUGCAUCGCCUGUUGAUUUUUCAUCUUUCCUUCUGCUGUUAUCUCCUACUGUAAUCACUCAGAUCUUCACUAGAAGCCUGCAAGGACAGACUGGAUUAAAAGAGUGGCCAGAGCACCGCGCUUUGGCUCUUCCUAGUGUGAAUGAAGCUUCCAACUUCGACCUGUCCCUCAGAGAUCUCACGGUGUUCCUCGCCGAUGCUGGACAGGGCUCUGUAGCCCAACUGAAACUAACCAGCUCUGGCAUCAAACCAGCAGGGCACAUACUACAGCUUAAAGGAGACUUGAUGACUGCUCUUGCCGUGGACUGGGUCUCUUCUAACCUCUAUUGGAGCAGCGUUGGGAGUCCUCAGCUUUAUGUUACGUCUCCCAGAGGAAAAUACACUUCGCUGGUUCUGCAAGUUAAACUUCAGGGGGCCAUCUCAAUUGCUCUGCACCCACCCACUGGCAGGCUGUGCUUUACUGCAGUGGGCCAGAAGGGACCUGAGCCUUUACCCCAGGUGGACUGCGCACACAUGGAUGGGGGCAAUCGCACACUGCUGUGGAGCAAAUCAAAGAUGCCCAUUUCGCUUGCAUUUUCAGAAAUGGGAACAACGCUGUAUUGGGCCGAUAUUGGUGCCGGAUCGAUUAGCUCUAUAGGUAUUGAUGGCUCUAAUUAUAAGGAAUAUAGCACCGGACCUGCUUUCAUUGUGUCUUUUGCCUAUAUUGAGAACACCUUUUUCUGGGCCACUCUGCACAAUGGUACAGUUAAAGUGUGGUACACUGAUGGCUUCCAACCCAAGCAAAUGUGGUUUGAGGUGAAGACAAACAUAGUAGAGUUGAAGGCUUACAGCAAGUCCAGUCAGAAAGGGACCAAUGUCUGUUCUAAAAACAAUGGAGGCUGCAGUCACUUGUGUCUGCCAUAUCCAGGUGGGCGCUCCUGUCGUUGUGCGCAGGACUAUCUCUCUGUGAACGAGACUAAAUGUGUGUCUAACCUUGAGUGCCCCACCGGCAGUAAAGCAUGCAGGGACGGCCUAAAGUGCAUCCAUGCUGCCCGGUUCUGUGACCAGGUCCCAGACUGCGAAGACGGUUCGGAUGAGGACUGUGUGUCUGCAAAAACCAAACCAGAUUUCAAAUCCAAACCAGGGCCCAAUGCACCUCCACAGUCCCCAUUCAACCGUCCUCCACUCGGCUCAACUGCCGAACUUUUCCCACCUCAAAACGUUGAUGAUGCAGUGCAGAAUCUUGACAGUCAGUUCUGUGAUGCAGAGCGAUGCAACAAUCAUGGAAAAUGUGUAACGGUGAAGGGAGGAGGGCUGGUGUGCGAAUGUGAGGAGGGGUACAGUGGAGACCUCUGUCAGAAUGCUGGCUCCAGCCGGACUGCUCUUGCACUGACCCUCACUUUCCUUUUUGGGGGUGCCCUGAUAGCGGCUGUAAUCGUGAAAAAAAGAAGGAUGCAAGCAGCUGGACAAGAUGGUACUGAAAAAGAAACGCUUGUGACUGACAAGGAAGAAAGCACAACUUUCUCGCAGAACUUUGCUAAUGAGCUGUAUAAUCCAGAAGAGGUUCAGAUUAGCCCAGCUGUCACCACACCUGUCGUCUAAUUUUUCAUUCUUAAUAAAGGAUUAGCAAUCAAAAAAUGCUGUGAUUUACUUCUCAAAAAAAAAAACAUUGUAAUAAGCAAUAAACAAAUAAAAAGUAAUAAAAUUUUAGUAAACUAUUGUAAGAGUGUACCAUUUUAAAAAUAAGAGCUUGUCACAUUUUCUAAUGCAGAUGCUUACUGAAUUAAA